AUGAUUGGUGUUUGGGCGAAAGUCCAGCUCCUGUGCAAGGACCACUCCUCAUCUGCAAUUUCUAGGAACCUCAACUCGGCGCAGCAUUUAUCCCGCUUGGCAGCAUCGCUGUUUGAUGAAGCUUCUGCUGUGAGGGUCUCUGUCCGUCAAGACGAUAAAACACCCGAAGUCCAGAUUCUAUCACUUCUUCAUGAUGCUGUUUAUCAUCAGUGUCAGAUCGUUCUACACUCCAUGAUUGUUCCUCUAUUUUCGGGCAUCCCCACUGAUCCAAAAAUUGAUCCUGAGACACAAAGAAAAGCCGCAGAGACUGUCACUCAUCAUGCAGACUUGUUUGAGCGCUUAUUGGCACCUUACCUUUAUGGCCAACGUGAUGUGUCACGACUGCCUCCUAUUGUUGGCUAUGGUGCUUUUGUAGUGGGCAUAGUUCUCCUGUCUACAGAAGUUUCUCGCCGUAACAAAUCAGCUGGUGGCUGUAGAAGCAAUAUUACACCUGCUUGA
Molecule: messenger RNA, 498 nt
Organism: Penicillium soppii
Lineage: Eukaryota; Fungi; Ascomycota; Eurotiomycetes; Eurotiales; Aspergillaceae
Exons: 3
Coding region: 1-498 (165 amino acids)
Source: RefSeq, a predicted model, not a curated record